AUGUCCGACGAAAAUUCAGACACUUCUCUUCAAUCAUCAGAAAAUAAAAGCAAUGACCACCAAAAUGAUAUAAAUUCAUGUCAAUUUGAUGGUAAUAUGUCAAACUGUCCAAAAAAAGCUGACAUUACAGAGGUUGUAUACGAAAAAGACACUAUAAUGCAAGAUGAUGAUACAGUCGAAAUUUCUACCGGUCACCAAAACUGUGAAUUAAACCUAGAAAAUAUAGCGAUAGAAAUUGACCCUGAACCCGAAAAAAAUAGCAAAUCUAAGAAAGAUAGCGAAACUACAUGUAUAUUGUCUGAUGGCAACAAAAAAAUUUACAUUAAGGCAGUUGCGGAUAAAAAAGAUACCACAAUGGAAGAUGAGGAUACAGCCGAAAAUUCUACCGAUCACCACCAAAAUAGCAAAUCUAAGCAAGCGCCAGAUCUCUGUGACGAUAUUCCCGGACUUUAUCGCUUAUUAGAUUUAUGCAUGGAUGAAGGAUCGAAUGGUCUUGUGGAUAAAAUUAUAAUUUCGGAUCAACACGUGAAACGUCUUUGCAAUGAACUGGUGCCAAAUAGUUUCAAAUCAAUUUCCAAAAUAGACUAUAAAAAAUUGAAUUCUAAACGUGUUCACCUCAUCGGAUGCUAUGGUCGUAAUGAAAUGAUCGCUAAAUUCUUGUUAAAUAAGAAUAUUAUUGAUCAAACUAAUUACGAAUUGUUGAUAUCGUCGACAAAUAUGACUUUGAGACCUGAUUUUGCUUCCUCGAAUCGUAAAAAAAAUCUUACCAAUAUGCAUAGAUACCUUACAAAACUCACCGAACAUCAAAUAUGCAUAAUGAGUGAAACGGAUUUGGAUAAUAUUGACUGGAACGAAGGCAAUUACAAUGAAAUUAGCAGAUUCUAUGACUAUCAGGUGACAAAAAGUCAGGAGCAAAAAGAAAAUUUUGAACUUCAUCCUGGAUUUAAGGUUCAUAUUCAAAAACUCAGCACACGAGACAAUAAUUUGGCUAGCGGAGGCAUUCCUUUGCAUCCUUUGAUCAUUGAAUCAAUUUCAAAUCAAACAUUACUUACUCGUGAAAUCCUCCCCGUGGAAAAAGAGACUAAAGAAAGAGAUAAGAGAUUUGAUUCCAUUGAAAAGCUUCGAGAAUAUUUUAAGAUGAAAUUUGAAUCUCAAAAAUGUGCACUUCACUUAAGUCGCAAAUUGAAAAUGAAAGAUUUAGAGAUUAUUAAGAAGGCUGAAGUUAUAGAGAAAAUAGCUUUGCAGCUUUUGAGCAAGUCGUAUAGCCGGUUUGAAGAAAUCCUAACAGAUGCAAAUUCAGCAAAAGAUCAAAACCCAGAUUCGAGCCAAGCAAAAGCUGGUUUCCAAACCGACAAAAAUAGUAACGAUUCUAAUUCAGAAGAGAUUAAAAAUCCGAACCAGACAAUGCGGCUAGUUGAUGAAGCGACUUUUAGAGAAUUACAAAAUGAAUACUCACAUAUAUACAGUGAAAUUCAAGCAGCUGUCAAACGUAUCAACGAUUUGUCAUGGCAAGAGAUCAAAAAGCGAUAUAUUUUUGCAAGAGUAUGGAACUCUUACAACCAAGAGCUCACAAUCUCAGAUAUCUUUUUCGAUAAAACUAAAGAUCUUAAUUCGCUUGUAAAAAAAAUAAUUCAACCCGCGAAAGAAGGAGGAUUCCAAAAGUUCAUUAAUUUUCUAACAAAAACAUAUAGUGCUAACGAAAUAAUGCAAACACUUAAUGAAGAAGAAAAAAAUACUUCCGAUGAAAUCUUUAUCAGACAACUUAUUAAGGAUAACGUUGAUAUAUUUAUAUUAAAAAAAUUCUUCGAAAAAUAUGAGAAUUGGAGAAUGAAUAUAUUCCCUCACGAAGUAAAACGGAUUUCGCAAAAAAUUUUGAGCCAUAACAAUAUUUCAGCUUAUAUUGCACCCAUCGAACACGAAUUCGGUCUGAAGGAGCGUGAUAUCGAACUUGAAAAUGUGGAAAGAAUUUGCGUCAAAACUGAGUUGAAAUAUCCAGAUGGUGAACCUUUUGUUGUUUUAGAUUUGGAAAAGAAAAAAGAAAAUUAUCGGUGUGCAUCCUAUAAAAUGUUGUAUAAAAUUGAAACAACUCGCCCAGCACGAUUACGAAUUACGCUUUUACAAACUCAACUGAGCGAGCAAGAUACGUUGGAGCUCGAAGAAAAUGAGUUUUACAUACCUCAACCGAUUCUUUGCGGAAGAAGUAACGGAAAUUUUUUUGAAAUUGAUCCAGAGGUCUUUGAAUUCAGGCAUAUCGCACAAGUGGGAAAAAAAUUUAUAGUAUUUCUAUGGAACAAAAACGCUAAAAAGCUAGAAAUAUAUUUUGAGGUUAUUAAUUGUUUAGCAAAAGCAAUAUCAAGCCAAAAGGCAGUUAAAAAAAUCAAUUCAGGCGAACAUUUCAUGAUUUCUGUUAACGAACUGAAAGGAUUGAUAGGAAUUUAUAAUAAUGAAGAAGGCGUGUUAAAUACAUAUAAAUUUGAGCAAGAUCAAACCAAGUUAUAUCUUCAUUAUCGCAAUAUUAAACUCUAUCAAUGGUAUAACGAUGUGCCAGAUAUCGCGCAUUUCUUCUUCAUAAAAAGCACCGAAGACAUAUGCUUCGUUGAAAGAGACGGUCGUGCCCGUAUUUAUAACUUAGUGAACGAUAGCUUUCGUCCAGGAAUCGCACAAAUCCCCCCUGAUACUAUCAAUGUUUGUAGUACGCCGGAUGGCACAUGUAUCGUAGCAUUUGUUGAAAAAAUAGAAGAGGAGAUUGUCAUUACAAGUAAACCAGAUAAAAAUCUCGAAAGCAAGAACGAGACGCAAGUAAAGAAACUAGUUCGAGGUUACGUGUAUUUUUGUGAAAAAUUUAGCGAACGCGCCAGUAAAAUUGUUGAUAUUUCUUUUAUCAAAUCUCCUGAGAUGUUUCAAUUUUCCAUGUUUAAAAAUCGUCAAAUGCAUUUGGCUACAAUUGAUCAAGAAAAAGGCACUUUUAAUUCAUCCAUAGUAAAAAUCACCCAUAGAAAAGCACAAUAUCGUUUCGAAAAACAGCCACAACAAAAAGCCCUUGGCAAAGUUAUAGUGGAAAGUCAACAACCAUACGACGUUGUAGGAAAGGAGACACACUUUACUCGUAGCCAUGUAGGGGAUUUAAUAGUGAUUGGAGAUGAAAAAAAGGAAAUAAGCGAAAUUAUAACCGACACAGUGCUAAGAAUUUUUAGUCAAUUUGAUAACAUCGAAUAUGGAGUUUGGAAAGAAUUUAGCAUUGAGACACGAAAAACGAUCAAUGGACUUUUUGAUGUUUACUCAAUGGUAUUUACAAAAUACGCGGUGACAAAUCCAAUCGGUCGCGUAGACAAUCCCUUGUCACUUACAGUCGUAGUAGAUAAUUCGACCAAAAACUUAGAAAUAAAAAAAUACACGGUCAAAGUUCAAAAAUAUAUUGAAAAAAUGUUUUCAAAAUUUGAAAAAGUAACAGAGAAACCACUCGGUCAUUUGGAAUACUUUAGUACCGGAUUUACAACGUUUCAAGACAUUAAGGAUAAUUUCACCAUUCAUCAAUUUGGCGAAUGGAUGGUCGAUUUCUUUUGCCUGAUUCCAUUACAAAUUGCUGUAGCCCGUGAUGGUGAAUUUAUUCCACUUCAGGAUGGUCUGUCUUCUUCUGAGAUAGAAAAUCCAAAUUUAGAUGAAGGCUUUGGGUAUAUCGGAAGUGUAUGUAAAGCUAUCUCUUUUGGAUGGUAUGAGGCGAUUUUUGAGACUUAUGCACAUUUGGAGGUCAAAGUUAUUUCUUCAAUGGGUGAACAAUCAUGUGGAAAGAGUUAUUUAUUAAAUCAUUUGCUCGGUUCGACUUUUGAUGGCUCUGCAAAGCGUUGCACCGAAGGAGUUUGGAUGUCUCUUGUAAAAACCAAUGAAACUCUUUAUGUUGCGCUUGAUUUUGAAGGUCUUGCUAGCAUUGAGAGAACACCACAGGAAGAAACUUUUCUGCAGUUGUUCAAUGCAGCACUCUCCAAUCUCGUCUUAUUCAAAAGUCAGUUUGCCGUGAGUCGUGAUAUAUCUUCAAUGUUUCAACGAUUUCAAGAUCGCACCAAUUAUUUCAAAGAUGAUCCAGACAUAUUUCAGGCAAGAUUUUGUAUUAUAAUCAAAGAUGUUGCCGAAUCUGAUCGCAAUGAUAUUGUUUCAGAAUUUUAUUCCAAAUUUUCGAAAAUAGUUGAUAAAGAGGAGCAAGAUAACUUCAUUACGAAACUUUAUCGUAACGAGAUGACCAUUUCUCCUUGGCCAGUUUUCAACAAAUUAUCCUUUUAUACUACCUUCAAACAAUUAAAAAUGAAGAUAGACGAGCAAGGUUCUAAAUAUAAAAAUGCGAAAAUAUUUGUAGAGAAAAUAAAGGUCUUAAUGACGAAACUAAAAGUUUGUGAUUGGGAAAGUGUUCAAGGAACAUUGAUUACAAUCCGUACAUUGGAAUUGAAAAAAUAUAUGAAAGAUGCGAUAUCUCAGGGCUUUGAGCAAAAAGACGACGACUCAUUUUUGUCAUCAGAAAAUACAACACAACCAGCUAAUGAUAUACAACAUUUAAUGUAUCGAGAUGAUGGGAAAUCGAUACUUGAUCCUGAACUACUCUUAUCAGAUAUUUUUGACAACGUUAAUCAUGAGGUUGACGUUAAAUUAAUGCCUGAUGCUGGUCUUAUUUUGUUAAAAGAUAAUAUUAAUCUUGUCGAUCUUUCACUUGAAUUGAGAAAUUUCUUUGAAGAAAACAUUCAAGCUCGUGACCAAUCAUCCGAUUCUCAAUGGUUUUACCGUUUAGAGACAUUUUAUAAGUUUAUCAUCGACCGACGCAUUAAACGCGUACAACAGUGGUUUUCCCAGAAUACUUCUCGAUUUCCGGAUGAUCACAAUGAAAUUAUCAUCGCCAAAUAUGUGCUAGAACAAGAAAUUACUCGUCUCAAGUUAUUUUGGAAUUUCUGUCGUCUAAGGUGUGAUAAUUGUGGGCUCGCGUGUCUUAAAGCAAGUCAACAUAAUGAUAAUGAAAACGAUGCGAUUCACGAUUGCUUGACUGAUCAUGGAUGCCAUUCAGCAUGUCGAUUUCAAGAAAUUCACCUUGACGAAACUAUACCAAAAUGUGCAAAAUUUGCUGGCCAUGAAGGAUAUCACACCUGUUCAGCGAAACAUUCAUGCGGAGCAUCUUGUGUCUAUAGUGGAAAGAGAAAUUGUCAGUCAAAGUGCACUAAAGAUAUUGACCAUGAAACUAUGACAGGAAAUGAAGUUCAUUUGUGCGAAGCGACUCGUCACUACUGCGGCGCUUUAUGUUCAUUAAGAGCUGAUACUCAAAAAGGAAAUUAUGAAUGUCGUAAUACUUGCAUAAUUCCUUGUGAAGAAUCUCAUGAAGUGCACAAAUGUGAGAAUGAAGUUUGUCCAAUCGAAUGUCCGAUAGCCAAAUGUCGUCGAAGAUGCGAAAGUCGAGACCAUUUUCAUGCAAAGGAAAAUGUGGAUCAUUUUUGCGGCGAAGAGCAUCAGUGCCCUAACCAAUGCGAAGGACCAGGAAUUUGUAAAACUGUUGUUGAGCCAACUGAAAUAGUAAAGGAAGAAGCAGAAUAUGUGAAUAAGUAUGGCAGCUUUAAGUAUACUAAACAUUUUCAAAAUUCCCAAAGAUUUCGUUGUUGUAUCAUGAUACCUCCAUAUAAAUUCAAACAUGAAGGGAAGCAUGCACAUGGGGAAAUGCACAAAUGUAAUAUAACCUGUCCAAAUGAUUUGGGCAAACAUAUUAUCGAAGAGAAUAAAAAGAGAAAUUUUCACUUUUGCGAUGUCAAGUGUCCACAUUGCGAUUACUAUUGCACAUUACCUUAUGAUCACGGAAGAAAAGAUAAUAGUGAACAUGACACUAUUCACGGAAAUAUGUUCUUGACAACAUUCACGUGCGACGACGAAGAAUUCGAAUUUGAAGGACACCGAUUGGUUGUCGGUGAUGGAGGCGAUUUUGUGUGUUGUCAUAAAGUUUGCGAAAAUAAAGGUCGUCAUCGUCAUAUAGAUUUUUGCAAACAUCCAGCUGUUUGCAAAAAUCUCACUGGUGGAAAAAAAGAAGAGAUAUCAGAGCACAUAGACGCAAAUAUAAGUCCUUACCCGAAUCGCAAGAAAGAUUUUAUUUCUCAUCGCGUUUUCUGGGAGAGAACUAAAUUCCGUGAUUUCAAAAAAUGUGAUCACGAAUGCGUCGACGAAAUACAUCACAAGGAUAUGGAUGGAAAAGUUCCAAUAAAACGGUCACCAUUUUUCUUGCAAAACCCCGAGACUAAUUUUCACAUUGUAUUCGUUGUGGAUAGAAGUGGCUCUAUGGGUUCAAGUGACUGUAAACCUCGUCGAUGGACAAUAAAAUCUCGUCAUAACAAUCGAUUAGGCGCUGUCUAUGAAGCAGUAUACACUUUUAUUAAAACGCGUAAAAACUCUGGAAAAGCUACCCGUGUUGGACGCUCAACCGCAGAUCGUGACAUAACUUCGCUGAUCUUGUUUAAUGAUGUGACAACUGUAGCUUUUGAAAAUCAAAGCCUAUCUAAUACAGAAGAGCUUUUAAACAAAAUGAUGGAAUCCAACCCAUGUGGAGGUACUUCUUAUUAUAAAGGAAUAAAAAAAGCAGCUGAAAUAAUUGAAAAUUCAAAAAGGCAAGUUCUUUAUUAA
Molecule: messenger RNA, 6636 nt
Organism: Ambispora gerdemannii
Lineage: Eukaryota; Fungi; Glomeromycota; Glomeromycetes; Archaeosporales; Ambisporaceae
Source: the annotation of a GenBank genome assembly